GCGUGCCAGAGGAGGGAGAACUCGGCUCUGAAUCCAGCCACGAAUCACAUAGAAUAUGCGCGAAACGCUUCACUGCUGUUCUCUGUAACUCCACAGGGCAGGUUCUGUGUGAUUUCACACGGACUGGUUUGGGAACGUCGGAGUGACAUUGUAGAAGACGCAUUUCUGAAGACCAAGAACCGAGCCUCCGUCUCUAGCUCAUCUACAGUCAGCAUCCGUACAUUCUGGACCUGUUACCACUGGACUGGUACUCUGUGUGGAUACUUCUCCAGACCGCAGAGGAUUUGCGCAAUUUCCAAAGGACCAAAUUAUGACUCAUUUUACUUUGCUUGCAUGAGUUUUCCAUCAAUUUGCGUUGCUUUGCUUUUUAAAUUCAAACACAUACUAUCCUGUAUAGUUAAAUAUUAACUUGGACAAGCACCCGUUCAAUAAUGACUUUUUAAUGCCCCUCAUUGCAAAUUAAAUAUUUGAAUGCGUUUUAUGAGAUGCGUAAAAUGGAAAAGACUGCGCGUAAAUUCACGUCGGAUUAACUCCCUCUUCGCAUCCCGCCCGCAUUCCCGUGCAAAUCUAUGGAAGUAGCCGAGUUUGCUUUGAACGUGCUCUAGGCUGGGUGCCGCGAGUGUUUUCUGCGGGACGUAGUGAGGAUGCAGUCGGGGAUGCGGGCGCUCUGUGCCGGCGGAGGCGCGUCUCUCUGCUGCCUGCUCAUGCUGUGGAUGAUCUACACCCACAUCCUGAAAGAAGGUCAGUUGGCUGUAGGCACAUGUGAGAUAGUGAUGUUGAAUAGAGACAGCAGUCAACCCAAGCGCACUAUCGCCAGGCAGACAGCCCGCUGUGCCUGCCGGAGAGGACAGAUCGCUGGCACCACACGGGCCCGACCAGCAUGCGUGGACGCCCGGAUAGUGAAAAGCAAGCAGUGGUGUGAGAUGUCCCCAUGUUCAGAGGGUGAGAUCUGUGGACUACUCUUCAAUCGCUCCGGAUGGACCUGCACCAAAGACGGCGGACGCAUUAAAACCGUCACGCCUCUGCCCAAGGAGCCGUCCUAAAGGAGUUCAGAUUGCCGUGAGGAGGUUUGCUGACAUUCACAGGAGCGACGCCAAACAGGAAUCAUCCAUCAGCCCCCACACAUUUGUGUCCAUCCUCUCAUUUUGGAGCUAAAGAUAUCAGCUGCCCCUCUCCCCGUCACCCUCCAACAGGAAAUGGAAUCUGUGCACCAUGGUUGCAGUCAGUCAAGCGUCUCUACAGUUACAUGCAGGUCAUCGAGUCUCACAGCUGGAGACCAGCAACAUUUUCAAUCAAACCUUGACAUAAUUGAACUGUUUAAGUUUUGAUUUCAAAAUGCAUUAGCUAGGAGAACAUUUCACUUGCUUUCCAUUCAGUUAAACCGUCAGAGGAGACUGUUCGUGUACCUUUCAGACUAAGAUUACGUAAAUUCCUCGCGAAGAGCGGCAAGGCUGUUGCAUAAGACCCAUCUCGAAGGACCCCAAAUGCGUCUUCAGAGCAAGGACAUGUCAUCGAUGAAAGGCCAAGGAUUUGCAGACACCUAUCUCUGUAGAGCUCGGGAUCUCUGUAAAAAGACAUAUUUUCCCAUGGAAUUGAGAAGCAGCAGAUGACUGAUGUAUCCUGUAGAUUUGACCUUACGCGGUUUGACCAUAUGGAUUGUGUGCUGUUGAGCUCUUUCUGAGAAUGGCAAUGCACUGAUGCCGUCAACUCUAAUCAUGGCUGAUUUAAAGAUUAGAAAACAAUGUGUGGAUGUCAUCUGUCCCUUCCUCUCUGGGGGCGUCUCUUUCACUCUCUGCUUUUAAUGUCUGUCUCUAAUGGAUAUAUCAUUUCUAUCGAUACUUUAUUUUGACUGUAAAUUGACAUCUGCGAUGGAGUGUUGACCUAGAUAGGAAAUAAAGGGUAUGUUCAUGUUAAUGUGCACAAGGUUUUGGGGACUCUCUCUAUAUUGGGGGUCAUGCUGAUUUGCUGCAUAAAGUACCCCUCUUAUGGAUUUUUGAAGAAUACCUUUCAUGCAGUCUGUAAUACAGCUCUAAGUGAAUGAAAACAUCAUGCAAAGUUUUAAAUCUGAAAGUGCACUGUGUAUAAAGUUAU
This is a messenger RNA of Carassius auratus (goldfish), 2091 nucleotides long. Its product is annotated as protein FAM19A5-like. The record is from RefSeq and is a predicted model, not a curated record. The transcript is spliced from 5 exons. NCBI's taxonomy places the organism in Eukaryota, Metazoa, Chordata, Actinopteri, Cypriniformes, Cyprinidae. Bases 645 to 1043 code for a protein of 132 amino acids.